AUGGUUCACGGUGAUAGCAGUGCACUUUAUCCAUGCCGUGUAUUGCUCGAUUCGGCCUCGCAAAUGCAUUUUGUUACAGAACGUUUUGCGAAUCUACUAUCGCAGCGAAAGGAACCAGUAGAUUAUUUGGUUAGCGGAUUAAAUGGUUCAAAUACACGUCUUAGAAAUAUGAUUAGAACCACAAUACAAUCUUGUAAUGGAGGAUUUGCAACGGAAUUGCAGUUUCUAGUUGCUCCACGAAUCACAGGAGAUGUUCCGUCAAAGUCUUUCGAUAUCUCGAACUGGCCAAUCCCCAGCGGAAUCGAGUGGGCCGAUCCAGCAUUUAACAAACGAGGACGCAUCGAUAUGUUGAUUGGUGCUGAAAUAUUCUGGGAUCUUGUGAAAGAUGAUCGUAUUACUCUUGCAAAUAACUUACCGGUUCUUAUGAAGACUGAACUUGGUUGGAUAGCCGGAGGAGUGCUAACUGAACAAAGCGCAGUUCUUGCUCAUUCAUUUUGCCAAAUUGCCAAUGAAGAACGACUUGAAGAUUUACUGAAGUGUUUUUAUCGGCUGGAAUCAUGUGAUGAGAUAAAUACUUCUAGGAGAAACGAUCAAGAAUGCUUAGAUCAUUUUAAAAUGACUCAUACUCGAGAUAAGGAUGGCAGAUACUUUGAACGGCACCCCUUCAAUGAACGAAAAAAUGAAUUGGGUGUUUCCCGCGAAAUGGCAACUCGACAAUUCCUGAAUCUGGAGAGACGUCUCGAUAGGCAACCAGAGCUAAAACAGCUGUACAUUGACUUCAUGGAGAACUACGAACGGCUGGGUCAUAUGAGUAAGAUCGAGUUAGACGGAAAUGAGGACCCAGAGUCUGCAUUUUACUUGCCGCACCACGGCGUGUUGAAGCCUACGAAUACGACAACCAAGUUAAGAGUUGUUUUUGAUGGUUCUGCCAAAAGCUCUACUGGUGUAUCCAUCAAUGAUGUUCUCGAAAUUGGACCGGUCGUUCAGCGUGAUUUAGCUUCUAUUUUGAUGAACUUCCGAGGAUUCCGUUAUGUCUUUACAGUUGACAUCCCGAUGAUGUUUCGACAAAUCGGUGUGUUGAGCCCCGAUAGCAGAUACCAGCGUAUACUGUUUAGAAAAGGCCAAGAUGAAUUACUGACAACGUGGGAGCUAAAAACUGUCACCUACGGCUUGGCCCCAUCCCCAUUCCAAGCUACGAUGGUGCUGAAUCAGCUUGCAGAAGACUACCAAAAUGAACUUCCAGAAGCUGCGUACGCUGUCAAAAGAGGAACUUACAUGGAUGAUAUUUUGACGGGAGCUGACACACUGCCAGAUGCCUACAAACUGCUACAAGAUGUGAAGGCGUUACUUGCCAAAGGAUGUUUCGGUACGCACAAAUGGUGUUCAAAUGUAGAGGUUUUAAUGAAGAAUGUUUCUGAAGAGCUCACAGGAGAUAGAUUUGAUAUUACUGACGACAACUCGCGUGCGGUUGUAAAAACCUUGGGUGUUGUAUGGAACCCAAGGGAAGACUGGUUUUCAUUCAACGUUGUGAAAUGUGAAGCUAGUGCUAUCACCAGAAGAAAGAUUUUGAGCGAGGUAGCAAAAAUAUUUGAUCCUCUUGGACUGAUCGGACCUGUCAUUACAACAGCGAAGUUAAUACUGCGGGAGAUUUCGAUGCUACAAACGGAUUGGGACGAUCCAGUCCCUCAAGAUUUGCUGCGAGCAUGGCAAUCGUUUCGGAAGGAAUUGAUGCAAUUGAACGAUCUUCAAGUACCUAGAUAUAUUUCUUCUGAAGAUGCUGUGACCGUAGAGCUACAUGGAUUUUCCGAUGCCUCGGACCAUGCCUAUGGGGCGUGCGUUUACGCCCGCGUCGUACAUUCUGACAGAACAACAACGAUGAAUUUGAUUUCAAGCAAAUCCCGAAUUCUUCCUAAGAAAUCAAAUAAAACCAAGGCUAUAACGACCCCUCGCGGGGAGCUCCUAGCAGCAGUACUGUUGUCACGGCUUAUUGACAAGGUUCUGCAGUCUUUUGAUCUGCGGUUCGAUUCUGUUAACCUAUUGACUGAUUCGAGAAUUGUAUACUGUUGGAUUAAGAAACCUCCGCAAAGCCUACAAACCUACGUCUCUAACAGAGUGGCUGAAGUACAGAAACUAACGGGCCACUUUCAGUGGCAUCACGUACCGACAAAUCAAAUUUUAUAUCCCGUGGCCAGCGCCCUCGCGAUUUAUACGUGA
This is a messenger RNA of Wyeomyia smithii (pitcher-plant mosquito), 2214 nucleotides long. RefSeq lists its product as uncharacterized. The coding region runs from base 1 to 2214 and encodes 737 amino acids. The record is from RefSeq and is a predicted model, not a curated record. NCBI's taxonomy places the organism in Eukaryota, Metazoa, Arthropoda, Insecta, Diptera, Culicidae. The transcript has a single exon.